Molecule: messenger RNA, 3201 nt
Organism: Lingula anatina
Lineage: Eukaryota; Metazoa; Brachiopoda; Lingulata; Lingulida; Lingulidae
Product: WD repeat-containing protein 36-like
Biological process (GO): rRNA processing
Cellular component (GO): small-subunit processome; Pwp2p-containing subcomplex of 90S preribosome
Molecular function (GO): protein binding
Source: RefSeq, a predicted model, not a curated record
GUGUACAUGUGAGUACUUGCAGUUGAAACCAUGUGUUGUUUUCCUGGUUUCUGGACGUAAAAAUGGGUUCGCCAAGUCGAAUUUUUUGUGGAUAUCGAGCCUUAGGCUUCAAUAGCAAUCAUGUUCCUCUAGCCGUGCGAUAUCACCAGAAACAUAAAGAGAAUUAUGUCGUGACUUGUGUCGGAAAAGCAUUCCAUACUUACAACUGUUCCAAACUAGGAAUUGUGAGUGUUAGCAAUUCUCAUCCAGAUGAUAUAAACUGCCUUGCUGUAGAUGCCUACCUUGUCUUUACUGGAUGUAAGAAUGUCAUUAGGGCCUUCACAAGAGGAAGGGAGGUAUCUCACACUUAUGAGGGCCAUGAGAGCAAUGUGAUCCUUCUCUUACCAUUUGGUAACCAUUUAAUAUCAGUUGAUGAAGACAGUUAUGUUAAUAUAUGGGAUAUUCAAAGUGAAGAAUUAUACUCUUCCCUUGGUUUUGAGAAGGAGGUUUUUGCCAUCACAGCUGCAUUUCACCCUAGCACUUACCUGAACAAGAUCUUGCUUGGCAGCAAGCAGGGCGCUUUACAACUGUGGAACAUCAAAACUGGGAAACUGAUCUACAGUUUUACAGGGUGGAAACAAGCUGUUACUGUUUUAGAACAGGCCCCAGCUGUAGAUGUGGCCGCUAUUGGUUUAGCUGAUGGACAAGUAAUUCUGCAUAAUUUGAAAUAUGAUGAGACUCUGAUGAAAUUCAUGCAGGAUUGGGGUCCAGUUACUACUGUGGCAUUCAGAACAGAUGGCUCCCCAGUAAUGGCGACAGGCAGUGUGGCAGGACACAUUGCCUUGUGGAACCUGGAGGAAAAGAGGCUGCUGAGUCAGAUGAGAGGGGCCCACAGUGGGUCUGUAACAGGAAUGAAAUGUCUUCCAUCAGAACCCCUAAUGGUCACCUCGUCUGCAGAUAAUUCACUCAAGGUGUGGAUAUUUGACCAGCCAGAUGGUGGAGGAAGGUUGCUACGACAACGCACUGGACACAGUGCCCCUCCUUCAAAGGUCCGUUUCCAUGGCAAUAAUGGGCAGAAUAUCCUGAGUGCAGGUCAGGAUAGUACUCUGAGGUCAUUUUCAACAGUGCAUGACAGGCACAAUAAGAGCCUGGGAAGAGCAUCAUAUAACAAAGCAGAAACCAAGAAGACUGGGUUAAAAUUGGAUCAACACAUGAUGCCUCCCAUCACAGACUUUGACUCAGAGAUAUCCCGACAAAGUGACUGGGAUAAUAUACUUGCCUGCCACAGAGGUCUUGGAGAAGUGACCACAUGGAAUUGCCAGAGGUCAUCAAUGGGCAAACACAGGCUGGCACAUCAGAGACUGACCAGUAAAGAACAUGGUGGGACAGUGGCACUGUGUGUAUGCCUGACAUCGUGUGGCAACUUUGGUUUGAUAGGGUACAGCUCAGGCCAUGUGGACGUCUACAACAUGCAGUCAGGACUACACAGAGGUUCUUAUGGCAAUCCUUCUGCCCAUGAUGGUGCUGUAAGAGGAGUAGCUGUAGAUAGUCUGAAUCAAGUCACAGUAACAGCAGGAGCAGAUUUCACAAUUAAAUUCUGGAAGUUCAAGCAAAAGCAGUUGUUGGAGACACUCAAAGUGGAAGCACAGGUUGCCAGUAUUUUAUUACACAGAGAAAGCUGUAUGUUAGCUGCAGCGUGUGAUGAUUUCAGCAUAUCUAUCAUAGACAUUGAAACCAGGAAGGUAGUGAGGCGCUUUGAGGGGCACACAAAUAGAGUGAAUGACAUGGUGAGGGUCACAAAACAAACAGCCACAAAUACUUUUAGUCCAGACUCCAGAUGGUUGGUCACUGCCUCAAUGGAUGCUUUGGUCAGGACAUGGGACCUUCCAACUGGACGGUUAUUAGAUUGCUUUGCAUUGGAUGCCGCAGUGACCAGUCUGACCAUGUCCUCUACUGGUGACUUUCUGGCCACCACCCAUGUAGAUGACCUAGGGAUAUAUCUGUGGUCAAACAAGACAUUGUACACACAUGUCCCUCUCAGGCCACUGCCUAGUGACUUUGAACCAGUCACAAUGGAGAUGCCAUCCACCAGCAGAAAGUCUCAAGGUGCUCCAGAAGAGAGAGAGGAGGAUGUAGAAUAUGUGACAUCAGAUUUCAAAUCACCAGCCCAGAUAUCGGAUGAGUUGGUCACUUUGUCACUUCUUCCCAACUCUAGGUGGCAGAAUCUCCUCCAUCUUGACAUAAUCAAGCAAAGGAAUAAACCCAAAGAACCACCCAAAGUGCCCAAAUCUGCCCCGUUCUUCCUCCCUACUGUACCAGGACUGGAGUUCAAGUUUGCACCAGCAGAUGAAGGAAUUGUUGCUAACAAGGAGGGUUCUCAUAUUUCCAAACUCACAGAAACUCAAAACUUGACAGAAUUUGGAAAAUUGUUAAAGAUGUCAGCAUCAAAUGGGAACACAUCAGAAGUACUGUCCAAGCUGAAGGAGCUCAGUCCUGCAGCCAUUGACGUAGAGUUAAGGGGUCUGGCUCCAGAGGCAGGGGGGUCUGUAGCCCUGAUGGUGCAGUUCCUGAAGUUCAUCAGCGAUGUUCUGGAUUCCAAAAAGGACUUUGAACUUGCACAAGCUUAUCUGGGUUUAUUUCUUAAGCUGCAUGGGGAGUUGAUUGCUAAUGACCAGCAGUUACUAGAGCAAGCCCAACUACUAGGCAACAGCCAGGCGCAAGCUUGGAAACAUUUACAAACUAUGUUUAACCAAAGCUUAUGUUUGGUGAACUAUUUAAAAAGUGCAACAUUAUGAUAAUUGUUUUACCCCUUUAUUUUUCAAAUACACAUGCCCAUUAGUUAAAAAUGAAGAACGAAGAAGGGUUGUGGUGUAUUCAUAUAAAUCAUGCAAUAUAGAAAAAACUUUGAAACUGUUUUUUUUUCAUUUAACAUCAUGCAUCUGUAAAACUCAUUUAGGGAAAGUAAAUAAAGAAAAAAAUGCACCAAUUUCUAAAUGUAGACAUGUUUUUUAUUUAACAUCAAAAAUAUUUUGGUGCAGUAUAAUCCAGUAAGCAUUCAGAAUAAUCUGACUUUAACCUCUCAGUUGAGGUGUAAAUGGGAUAAGCUGCAAUACACAUGAAAUUAGUCUCUAGUGUUAUUUGAUUAGUAUGUCUUGAUUACUAUACAGAUCAAAUUUUAAUAACACUGGAAUCUGAAUAUUAAAAUUGGCUAAACUGUCCAGU